UCAACACGUGAGGAACUGAAAUUCCUUUGUCAAGUGCUGAAUUUCGCAAAAAUAAAGAAAAAAAAAUUUGAAAAAAUUCGAUGAAAAAAUAAGCAUUACGUGUGAUUAAAAAAAAAAAGGAAAAUACAAUGAAUAUUGAUCAAGAGCCGGAGGCGGAUUUAGAGUUUUGUUAUUAUUCCGGUUCAGAGUCUGAAGUCGAUGACUCACCAACAGUGAUGAGUAACACAAGCACAAUUCAGGACGAACAACAUGAAAUUGCGCAACAUAGCGUCGAAUCGUCAAUCGAAAAUGCUACGGAAGUUGGUGAAACACUGCACAAUUUCACCGAAGACAAUGCACACAUUGAAGCGGAUGUGAUUAUGAUAUCGUCAGACGAGGAAGAUGAUGAUCGGGCAACAAUGACGAGAAAAUCGAUCGAACCAAAGCAAGACGACGCCAGUAUUAUGACGACUUUACAAACAGAUAGACAAUCAGUACUCUAUAAAUUUCAGCCUGCGCCUUUGAUUUUUGUGUCGACAGAUGAAGAAGAGGAGGAGGAAGAAGAAAUCACUGUAAAGAGUGAACCAGUCGAAGAUAUUCCGAAAAAAAAUGUGGAAAUUUCGGACGGAUCGAUUAGGAAUAUUUUGCUGCGAGAUGGUCAUCAGAAGAGAGCAUUGCUUCACAUGCGAAGAAUAAAGAAGAAAAUCAAGAAAUUGGCCAAAAAGAAAGCAACACAAAAGACAAUCAAACCGAUCGAAGAAAAACAGUGCCAAAUUAUCGAAAAUGAACCACAGCAAAUUGCCGAAACUGAGCCAGACACACAGCAGCCGGAUGAUCAAUCACAAGAACAUAUUGAAAAUGAAAAAGCUAAAGUCAAACCGAUUGUAUCAACUCCAAUACGGAAAAGUCAACGGCAAAUUAGUAAACAAAACAGAAUUGCUCAAAUGUCAGAAGAUCAAAAGGCCAACGUUUCGGAAAAUCAAAAGGCCAAAGUGCCAGAAAAGUCAAAACCAGAUCUUGUCACGCCAAUUCCAAAUGCCGAUGAAUCAUCAGAGUUCAACGAAGAAACUCCAAGUAAUGAUAUCACCAAGCUUUCGUUGACAUUCAAACCAAUCGGAG
Molecule: messenger RNA, 1098 nt
Organism: Contarinia nasturtii (swede midge)
Lineage: Eukaryota; Metazoa; Arthropoda; Insecta; Diptera; Cecidomyiidae
Exons: 2
Source: RefSeq, a predicted model, not a curated record